AUGAAGCUGAGCCCGCCGUUGGAAGAAGAAGAGGGCUUUGCAACGAGAGUUGUUGAUGACGCAGUCAGGAACUAUCAGUGGCGGCGCGCUGCUGCUGUUGCCCCUGCUGCACCUGUUACGCAAGUGGUCGAGUUGGACGAGAAGGAGUAUAAUACCCUGGCAAAGGUUCUGGGGAAUGAUACACCAGGUGGUUUCCCACUUGAGGGCGAUCAAAUGGAUGUAGAGAUUACGGAUGACGAGGACGAGGCUACACCCGGUGACGAUGGGGAUAGCGCUGUUGGCGGUAUUGGCGCUGCGGAACGGUUCGUGUUGUAA
Alternaria arbusti is the source of this 315-nucleotide messenger RNA. RefSeq lists its product as uncharacterized. Lineage: Eukaryota; Fungi; Ascomycota; Dothideomycetes; Pleosporales; Pleosporaceae. The transcript has 2 exons. The record is from RefSeq and is a predicted model, not a curated record. The coding region runs from base 1 to 315 and encodes 104 amino acids.